This is a messenger RNA of Ceratitis capitata (Mediterranean fruit fly), 2628 nucleotides long. RefSeq lists its product as uncharacterized. Gene Ontology annotation, biological process: proteolysis. The record is from RefSeq and is a predicted model, not a curated record. The transcript is spliced from 4 exons. NCBI's taxonomy places the organism in Eukaryota, Metazoa, Arthropoda, Insecta, Diptera, Tephritidae. The coding region runs from base 392 to 1576 and encodes 394 amino acids. Gene Ontology annotation, molecular function: serine-type endopeptidase activity.
CUUCUGGAUGCCAUAUGAAUAAACAAUUAUAGGUAGACAAAUUUUGGGCUCACGGUUAUCAGGUGGACUGUCCAUUCGGCGAUAAGCGUGCGUAUAUUAUACUCAAUAGCAGCAGGAAACAUCGCAAUAAGAUAUUAAACGUUGGAACGAUAAGAUCAGCGAAAUUCAGCAACUGUACGGAGAUUCAUACAGACGAGAAAUAGAUCAGAGAAAAAUAAAAAAAAUUGUUCUUCAUAGAGUUUUUAGUGUGAUAUUGAAUUGAAAAAUUUAUAUAUAUGUUUGCACGUAAAAAAUAGGAUAAUAAAAAAAUCCUUGAAGUGUUGUGAAAACUAUCCGGAAAAAAUAUAAAAUACAAAAAACCGUGAUUAUACAUAUCUACAAAACUCCAAAGAUGUCUCAGGAAAUAGAUUCGAAAUUGCAACUCAUACUACUUCACAUCAUACUACUCUCCUUUAGCGGCGCAUAUGGCGCAUCUCAGCCACAAUAUCAGGUUUCACUCUAUGUAUCGUUACAUCCUCGUGCGCCGCCCAUACACUAUUGCAACGGUGUAAUCGUACAGAGUUCACUGAUAUUAACCACCGCCAGUUGUACCUUUUAUCAGCCUGCCGUGGUUGACGAAAGUGGUGCACCAGUGCAUAUACCAGCGACUAAGAUCAGUGUUGUGCCAGGUGUUGAUGGCACUUACAGUGUGCUGAACACAUUCAAUGUGCUGGAGAUUAAUAUCGCACCGGGUUUUAACUACACCACAUUGGAGAAUAAUUUAGCGCUGCUUCGUUUGGAUACGACACUGCCACUGGGGCAGCGUGUUGAUGUGCAAUGGAUUAUAAUGGAUGAUUAUGUAAGCGAAGAGGAAGCAUUGUACAUGGCUGGAUUUCCGUCAUUAAAUACGGAUCCAAGCUCCAUGUUGCUAGAGAGUGUACAAAUAUUACCCAACGAGCAAUGCGCAAUGCAGCCAACGGAGGCGGCGCUUGGAUCUAGAAAUGAAAGCAUUUGCGCCAAAUAUCCAUACACAUAUCCUUACGCAAUCGGACCGGAUUGUGAGUACCCCACGGACUUUCCCACAUUUAAUUUCGAUUACGGCACUGGUCUCAUCGCACGCAGCCAUUUGUUUGCCUUAUUCUCGCACGCAAUCCUUGCGCCCACUACGACGUCCAACCCAAAUGCAAACAACUGCCACGAGCCACUGGCGUUUAAUGCAAUUUUCAUAACGGUAGGCCCGCAUUUGGAUUGGAUUUAUGGUAUUAUCGCAAGCGAGGAAAUGUUAGCAUUGCAUCAAGAAGACUUUAUGUACUCAGCGCCUUAUCAGCAAGAUGUUAGUAGCGCUAUGAAGUUCUACUCAUCGCAUGCGUCAGCUACUGUGACGUCAUUAAUAGAAGCAACAACAACAACAACAACGACGCUCACGGUGGUGACAACCACGAACGCAGCCACAACUAAUCCGGGAAGCACGGAGGCGAGUUUAUUGUCACAGCAAAUGUCUCGCGUGACUAACGGUGCACACAAGACCUUGGAUGUUAAGUUCGCGCUAUUAUUUUAUGGUUUAGUCUUCACAUUUUCGGCUUAUUUCCUAAUCUAAGCACACACAACUGUACAUAUCUACCAAGAUUUAGAUAGAAGACACAAUAAUUUCGCAUGCAAUUGUACCCUCUUCCCUAUUUCGACAUGAGUUUCACAAAAGAAAUCAAGUUAACCCAUCUGCACGUUAUGAUGCACACUUGGGACAAACUUAUUGGCCUUGGCAGUUCGUUCUCAUUGAAGUUUCCUGAUUAUAUUUGAAAGCUGUCUAUUUAAUACUUCAGUAAAAGCAAGUAAGGAACCCAAAUCUCGGAUUUUAUGCCGCCAAGAGCAAUUAGGUUCAGUUAAUUUUAGUUUAGUAGUGCACCAACGGAGCAACAGCUUGCAGCGAGGAUGCUUCAAGUCCUUCAUAUCAUGGUUUAUUUUCCUUGCGUGUGUUAUAGAUGACUGCAGCAUUGUUGUUGUUGUAGCCGCAAAAGUAUUCCCCAAAGUAGUUUUUGCUGAAUUGGCAGUGAUCUGAAGACUUGUGUGGCCUCAAACUGUCAGCGCUCAAUUGUAACCUAAGCCUUUACGACUGCGCCAUCAGCACCAUUUCCUACAACUUCAGCAUCACCACUAUAUCUGUAUAAAACUCAACUAAACCCCCACAUCCAGCUCCAUCUCCUACUCCCAGAGUCCUACGUAAAAGAUCCGUCACGUAACUCUCUCGCCGCCUGUAUUACAAACGGACGUACAGACCAGCACUCCGUCCUUCCGGGCGGAGGUUAUUCUGCAGUUUGGUCACCCUCUUCACUAGCUGCAGAAGGAGCACCGGCUCGAACUCCAUAGAAAGAAAGUCUUUGGCGUAAAAUUUCCGACAGUCAACAACCCAAAAUUAUUGGGAGUCACAUUCUACAGCCUGCUCCGCAUACGACUGCAGUUGCCACAAAAUUACAGUACCGGCCGUAAACUGCUCCGAUCUGUAUGCCGGGCAUUGGUGAGAUGCAGUUGAAGAAGCUACAAGCGCGCCAAAACACCGCCCUCAGCAACAUGACCGGAAGCCUGCUGAUGUCGUCAGAGCAACACUUGUACAGCGAAGCAUUUAUGCUACGAUUUAAGAAGGAUAAUGCUAUA